CAAGUGGCACGAGUGGCAUGUGCCACUCGUUACCAGUUAUCGGUGGGAGGUGCCAUUCGCUAAGUGGCACAUGCCAGUACGUGCCAUUUCCGGACGGCGGAGUUGCCACUUCCUGCUGCCAGAUGCCACUUCGGGACUGAACCCCUGCAGGUGUGUCAGUAAAAAACACAACUGGUGAUUGUGAACUCGUACACUGACCAGGGACGAAAAACAAACAACACGUCUUUAUGUGAAUACACGAGAGUGACUGAGCUUCAAACUGCGAUACAUCAACGUCAUCGGGUCAGUGGGCGUGGACGAACCCCAUUGGUCCAAUGAUAUAUCACGAGUCGGGAUAUCAGUACAAGCUACAUGCGAACUAUUUAGGAGGUUUAAUACACUUCAGAGGAUCACUUGAAGUUCAGCAAAAUGAGUGGCUACUACACCAAGCUACGUGUGCGAAGGACUUACAGAUGGGAAGGCAAGCCGACAAGUGAGGACAGAAAACUGAAGAGAAUGUAUUAUGGGUCUUUGUCUAUAGCCGUAGACAGAAGGCCAGGCAAGGCAGUGGUGUCUGUAGGCCAGUACAUACUGAUCGAGGGAGAAGAUGAUGACAACCCCUUUGUUGCACAGCUUCUGAAGCUGUUUUGUGACGAUUCCGGUAAUAAGAAAAAAGCAGUGGUGCAGUGGUUUGUACGUAUGUGUGAAAUACCUCAGAACAAAAGAAAGGUCCUGGGCCGGACACCUCACCCUCAAGAAAUCUUUUACUACCAGGAUCGCUCCUGUGACAAUGAGGUGGAUGCUGAGACAAUUCUAGGAACAGUUCAGGUUAAACAUAUUCCUUUUGAGGCUCCUUUCCCAGAUCAUGAGAACAAGGACACUCUGUUUGUCAAACUUUUAUGGGACACAAAAGCUUUUCGAGAAAUGGAUGCUGAGCUGUUUCAGCCUGCUCAGAGCCCCAAAUCUCCACCACCUUCCCAGCAUGCACCCCGAGCUCGUGCUCUCCCCACCCCAGACCCCACUGUAAUGAAGAGGGCCAUGACUGGCGUCCACACCCGCAGCAGCAUGAGCACGGGCAAGAUGGGCUCCAGUGAGGCAGAGUCAGCCCACUCUGCUUCCAAACUCUCCGCCGCCAAAGUGCUGAAUAUGAAGAGGAGAAGUAGAGUCUCCUCGAAUCCAAACAUUCGCAAGAAGUUGGACCUUUGCAGUCCAAGUAAGAAUUUGACUAGAGAUGAUGUUCUUGGUGAGAUACUGGAUGAAGACCAGGGCACAGAGGAAGACUUGGCCACGAAACUGGGCAGUUCUCCACCCCGUCAUAUUUCGAUCACUAUUAGGUUGACCCCACUUCAAAAGCCUUCAAAAUCUUCCACUGAUGAGGAGCAUCUUUCUGUCCAGGCUCUGGAUAGCCCUGCUAAACCCACCCCAACUGCACUGGCCAACACCUCCAGCAGAACACCAUCCAGGAGGAGACAGUCUACUACAGUCAAGGAGCCGGCUCUUACUGUGCUGGCUGAAGAAGAGCAUGAAGACUCUCCUAUACAGACUACUGCUACUCCCCGCUCAAAGAGGAAGUCAGCCCAGCUUGUGUCCUCCCACAUCAGAAAGCAGCUGGAUCUGCUGAGUAGCCGUGAUGAGCUGCAGUCGGAUGGUGAAGAUGCUGAUGAUGAUGACUGCUUCGUUCCUACUAAGAUUGACCUAGAGAGCAGCAGUGAUGAGGAAGAGGACGUGAAAAUGGACAGUGAAGACGAGCUGAUUGUGAAGAAGAGCAGGCGCACAGCAGGCUCGAAAACAACACGUGCAGCUGUAAACAGCCGAGCAUCUGCAAGAACCCCACGCAAAACUCCCAGCAAGAAGACUGCUCCUACUACUCCUCGGACGCCUCGUCAUGCAACCCCCAGCAUUCCCACCAGAAGUUUGCCGGCCAGGACGCCUGGGAAUGUGCUAGAGGAGGCCAGGGCAAGGUUGCAUGUGUCAUCAGUUCCUGAGUCGCUACCAUGUCGAGAACAGGAGUUCCAAGACAUCUACAGUUUUGUGGAGAGUAAGAUCAUGGAUGGCACUGGAGGGUGUAUGUAUAUCUCAGGUGUUCCUGGCACAGGGAAGACUGCCACAGUGCACGAGGUGAUCAGGUCUCUCCAGCAGGCGGCGGAGCAGGAUGAGAUCCCUCAUUUUCGGUUCCUAGAGAUUAAUGGCAUGAAGAUGACCGACCCACACCAGGCUUACGUCCAGAUACUGCAGAAACUUACUAAUCAGAAAGCAACAGCAGAUCAUGCUGCAGCCCUGCUGGAGAAACGAUUCAGUAUGCCCGCACCAAAGAAAGAGACCACAGUGCUGUUGGUGGAUGAGCUGGACCUUUUAUGGACCAGGAAACAGAACGUCAUGUAUAAUUUGUUUGACUGGCCAACAAGACGCCAUGCUCGGCUGGUGGUGCUGACCAUCGCUAACACGAUGGACUUGCCUGAGAGGAUCAUGAUGAACCGUGUGGCAAGUCGCCUGGGGCUGACACGCAUGUCCUUCCAGCCAUACACUUUUAAGCAGUUGCAGCAGAUUAUCACAUCUCGGCUCAAUAGAGUAAAGGCUUUUGAGGAAGACGCUCUUCAGCUAGUCUCAAGAAAGGUGGCAGCCCUGUCAGGUGAUGCCCGGCGCUGUUUAGAUAUUUGCAGGCGGGCCACAGAGAUCUGUGAGCACUCCAGUCAACAGGGUGGCACCAAAUUGGUUGGGAUGAGUCAUGUGAUGGAAGCUUUGGAUGAGAUGUUCUCCUCUUCCUAUAUCACGGCUAUCAGGUGUGCCUCUCUACAGGAGCAGCUCUUCUUAAGGGCAGUGAUUGCAGAGUUUCGCAGAUUGGGUCUAGAAGAAGCCACAUUCCAGCAGGUGUUUGUACAGCACCAGGCUCUGUGUCGUAUGGAGGGACUGCAGCCAGUAAGCGUGUCUGAGGGUCUGGCUGUGUGUCAGAGACUAGGAGCCUGCCGUCUGCUUCUUCUGGAACCCAGCCGUCUGGACUUGCUGCUUCGCGUCCGCUUAAAUGUCAGCCAGGAUGAUGUGCUGUACGCACUGAAGGCUGACUGAGGCCCAGAUGCGGAACUGCCCAAGUCCCUGCUCAGAAGUCUGAAGAUUGCAUUAUAAGAAAACCUGACUGGUGCCUUCACUAGAGCAUCCACUUAUUUGCUUUUCCCCAGAUAAGUUUUUAAAAGCAGCCGUGACUGGGAUCGGGUCCUGUUUCUGUUUUGUAAACUUUGAGUUUUAGCCUUGCUAAUCUCUUUCAACAUGAAGUGACCAGGGGUAGAUAGAUUGUCUUUUAAUGCAAAUGAACCACAAAAAUUUACAAGAAAUCAGCACAAAGUAAUGCGCUUCUUUGUCUCAGUGGCUCCGAUGAGCACUUAAGGGUACAUCUGGAAUAUUCUGAAUGACAGUAUAUGUACCUUGAAUCAAGUUUCUCAUUUGUUAAUUCUCAAAUUCUGGGCACAAAAUACACAGAUCAGUGAGCAUUUUAGUUAUUGGAGAGCGAGCCUCCCCCUUUUCUGUAUUCACCACGUAAUGUCUUAGUGGUUUUAAGGCCUGUCUGAAUAUUUGUGUGAAUUUGGUCAUAUUCUUAUGGACCAAAUGUCCAAUUAUUUUAUGAUCUUUGUUAAUUAUAGAAACUUAAAUAAAGCUAUUGAAAAUCA
Colossoma macropomum (tambaqui) is the source of this 3638-nucleotide messenger RNA. RefSeq names its product origin recognition complex, subunit 1 (gene orc1). Gene Ontology annotation, biological process: mitotic DNA replication checkpoint signaling; DNA replication initiation. Gene Ontology annotation, molecular function: ATP binding; chromatin binding; DNA replication origin binding. Gene Ontology annotation, cellular component: nuclear origin of replication recognition complex. The transcript is spliced from 20 exons. The coding region runs from base 409 to 3042 and encodes 877 amino acids. The record is from RefSeq and is a predicted model, not a curated record. Lineage: Eukaryota; Metazoa; Chordata; Actinopteri; Characiformes; Serrasalmidae.